This is a messenger RNA of Nycticebus coucang (slow loris), 1187 nucleotides long. It is a transcript of the gene ANKRD46, whose product is annotated as ankyrin repeat domain 46. The record is from RefSeq and is a predicted model, not a curated record. The transcript is spliced from 4 exons. Lineage: Eukaryota; Metazoa; Chordata; Mammalia; Primates; Lorisidae. Bases 151 to 837 code for a protein of 228 amino acids. Gene Ontology annotation, molecular function: protein binding.
CGGCACCAGGCCGCUCUGGCCCAGCGUGGGGGUUCCGUCUGCCUCUGCGGCUGCCCGGUCCCCUCCGCCCGGCGUCGCCACCGGGAGGUGCUGCCGCUGUCGCUGCUGCUCGUCUGAGUCGCAGGCAUUUGCUAUCCGCAAAUCAGAACAAUGUCCUACGUUUUUGUAAAUGAUUCUUCGCAGACUAAUGUGCCGUUGCUACAAGCCUGUAUUGAUGGAGACUUUAACUAUUCCAAGCGGCUUUUGGAAAGUGGCUUUGACCCAAAUAUUCGUGACAGCAGGGGCAGAACAGGCCUACACCUGGCAGCAGCUCGCGGGAAUGUAGACAUCUGCCAGUUACUGCAUAAAUUUGGUGCUGAUCUUCUGGCCACAGAUUAUCAAGGAAACACAGCUCUUCACCUUUGUGGCCAUGUGGACACCAUUCAAUUCUUAGUUUCCAAUGGACUAAAAAUUGACAUUUGCAAUCAUCAAGGUGCUACUCCCUUAGUUCUAGCAAAACGCAGGGGAGUGAAUAAAGAUGUUAUCCGAUUGCUGGAAUCUUUGGAAGAACAGGAGGUAAAAGGAUUUAACAGAGGAACCCACUCGAAACUGGAGACCAUGCAGACAGCUGAGAGUGAAAGUGCCAUGGAAAGCCACUCUCUCCUCAAUCCCAAUCUACAGCAAGGCGAAGGAGUCCUUUCCAGCUUUCGAACCACAUGGCAGGAGUUUGUAGAGGAUCUGGGCUUCUGGAGGGUCUUGCUUCUGAUCUUUGUCAUCGCUUUGCUGUCUCUUGGCAUUGCCUACUAUGUGAGUGGGGUGCUGCCCUUCGUGGAAAACCAGCCUGAAUUGGUGCAUUGAAGGGGCUAUGGAAGAUGAGGCAAAUGCUCUUUCCUGGCUUUGUAUUUGUUCUCAGCUUCCCAAAACUCUUCUUAGUGCAAGGCAGUGAGGGCUGUACAUUUUUCUUUUUGCAUUUUUACCUAUCAUAAUCCUUUUACAUAAUGACAUGUUUAUUUGAACUAACUACACACUACAAUCAAGUAAACUGCAUCCUAACGCUACCUCUGACUCAACCUGACUUCUUAGGAAAACCUAUACCUAACCUUGUUUGACAAAAGAAAUGGAAAUGAUUAGAAAAUGGGGGAUAAAGGAAGGGGCUAGGAAGUCCUUGCUCUCAAAACCAUACUCUAAUAUAGGACCAACUGAAGCAU